AUGCAGCCGCCUUCAACGCGGGCCACCAUAAAGCGCAAUGCGAAACGUGCGCAAUACGACCUGAAUGUAAUCAAAGACAUUCUAGCGGCCCAACAGAUAUGUCACGUGGCGUUUGUUGAGGAUGGCGAGCCGCGCCUCAUUCCAACCCUGUAUUUUUAUGAUGACAACUAUCUUUACCUGCAUGGCAAUCGUCAAAGUGCCUUGCUGAAACAUAUGGCCGCAGGCGGCGACGUAUGUAUCAGCGUGAUGCUGGUCGACGGUUAUGUGAUUGCGCGCAGUGGUUUCAAUUGCUCGAUGAACUAUCGUUCAGUGUCCAUUUUCGGCCAGGGCGAAGCAGUAACUGGUAGCCGACACCGGGAGGCGCUGGAUCAGUUUGUUGCGGUACUUGUCCCUGGUCACGAACAGGCUGUGCGGGAACCCACCGCCCAGGAACUGGCGGCCACCGCUGUGGUGCGGGUCAGUCUGGCUGAAAUGGCUGCCAAGGUGCGUGAUGGUGACCCGGGUGAUGAUGAGCAGGAUAAAGCCAGCGAUGUCUGGGCGGGCGUAGGCAUCGAUUUUGGAACCACAAACUCUGCAGCGGCGGUGUUUGAUGGUAAAACCGUGACCUUAAUUCCCCUGGAAAAAGACUUGCUGGAAACAGCGGCGCUGCAGAGUGUACAGCUCGACAAUGAUGUCGCGAUCAUGCCGUCGGCAACUUACAUUGAUCGCAAUCUGCAGACUAAAACCGGCCAGGCGGCGAUUGAACAAUAUAUUGCGGACAAUACGGGCAGAACCGUUGAACUGAUUCCAGAGGUUAUUGCGGAAGUCAGUCAGUUUGUUGAACACGGCGAUGGUGCAGAGAACAACGAAGUAGAUACGUCUACCGAGAAAAUAUACGGCGCGCCGGUCACCGACAGUGGUCUGCAGGGGCGUCUGUUCAGGGGUACAAAGAGAUUGUUGGGUGAUUCCCGCGUUCGGCGUUUGCUGGUGUUCGAUCAUCCUUUUCGGCUGGUUGCGUUGAUCACGCCGUUGCUCCUGCGCAUGCGCAAGGCGCUGGAGGCGGAGGUAGGUACAGUUUCUGCGGCGCAUCUGGGUCACCCGGUUAAUUUUGAAGGCAGAGACCCGCACAGGAAUCAGUUGGCAUUGUCGCGUCUGGGCGAGGCUUACAAGUAUGCCGGGGUGGCGGAGCAGCAUUUUUAUCCUGAACCAAUUGCCGCGGCUGCCAGCUACCUGCACAACAAUCCCGGGGUUUCCGGGGAUGUGCUCCUGACGGUUGACUUUGGUGGUGGCACGCUGGACCUGUGUGUGCUGAAAAAGCAUGGUGAUACUUUUGAGGUAGUCACCACCUAUGGAGUUGGUCUUGGUGGCGAUCACAUUGACCAAUUGUUGUUUCGUAAGUUGUUGUUUCCGCUUCUGGGUGAGGGCGAAUUGUGGCGGCGUCCGGGGUUUGACCGUGAAGUGAUCGAAACCCGUUUCCCAUUUGAAGACUUUGCAGAUCUGCUGUUGAACUGGGCGGUGACGUAUACGCUGAAUCAGAAUAAGUACACCACGCCGGUGAUGGAGUGUAUCGAGCAGGGUGGCCCCGGGCAGCGAAAGUUCGAACGCUUGCGUGAGGUGAUCAAACAUAACCUCAGCUACAUGCUGUUUGCGCGUAUCAAGGCUUUUAAAGCGGCGUUGUCGUCGCAGCCUUCAGCGCGAUUGGAUAUCCCGGAAAUAGACGUGGAUGUCACGCUGACACGGGCGGAAUUUGAAGCGCUGAUUGCUCAGCCACUGCAACAGAUCAGCGAAGCCGUAGAGGUCACUCUGCAGCAGGCACAGCUGGCGCCUGAAGAGAUAGACAUAGUGCUGCGCACGGGCGGUUCGAGCUUGAUUCCCGCCGUCAGGUCGCUGCUCGAAAGACGCUUUGGUGACAAGGUGGUGGAUCAUGACCCCUUUACAAGCGUUGCAACCGGUCUGGCAAUUGCCAGCUAUCACGGUCUGCAACCCUGA
Messenger RNA from Symbiodinium pilosum, 1968 nucleotides. The record is from the annotation of a GenBank genome assembly. NCBI's taxonomy places the organism in Eukaryota, Dinophyceae, Suessiales, Symbiodiniaceae.